CGUUCUUGUGGGUCACUCUACCACACUCCUUUUCCCUUUUCCUCUCCCUAAAAUAAUUGUAUUCCCUUCACUUUUUUUGUCAGGUGUUAACAAAAUAAUAUAAGAACUUAAUUCAUAUUUCAAAGUUCAAAGUUCAAACCAAAAAACACGUAUAAACCUUUUUCUAGCUUCAAAGUUUUGUGUGUGUGUGUGUGGGUGAGAGAGUUAUUGUGAUGACUUGUUCAAGUAAAAACGUAGCAAACGCAGUUGGAGGCAAAACUGCUAGGGCUUGUGACAGUUGCAUAACAAAGAGAGCACGUUGGUAUUGUGCUGCUGAUGAUGCUUUUCUCUGUCAAGCUUGUGACUCUUCUGUUCAUUCAGCUAAUUCUUUAGCUCGAAGACAUGAAAGAGUUCGUUUGAAAACAGCUUCGUACAAGUCCAUUAAUGGUGAUGAAUUCUUCAAUUGUGGUCCUUUCUCUGGCUUCACCAAGAAGGCAAGAACACCGAGACAGGGGAAACACAAAUCAAAAUCAUCCUCGAGCAGCGAACCAGCAAGGAAUAAUAAUAAUAUUCCGUUUCAUCUUGUGCCGGAAUUAGGUUUCGAUGAAGUUAAUUCAAAUUCCAUUGAGGAAAAUGAGGCGCAACUUCUUUACAGGGUACCAAUUUUCGAUCCUUCUAUUGCUGAUUUAUGUACUAGUCCUCCUUCAGUUUGUUCAACUGAAGGAGGACUGGGAGUGGUAGUUGUUGCUUCUGCUUUCGCUCCUGAUGUUAAAAACAAUGAGAGCGAAAGCAGAGUUCAACUAGGUAGUGAUAAUAAUUAUGAGAUGGAAAGCUUUCACGGGCUUCUUCCAUCUGAUAUUGAAUUAGCCGAAUUUGCAGCUGAUGUUGAGAGCUUAUUGGGUAGGGGAUUAGAAAAUGAGUGUAUAGGGAUGGAAGAGUUGGGAUUGAUUGAUACAAAGCAUGAGGAGAGUGAGAAGUGGAAGUGUGGUGGAAAGGUGAAGGAAGAAGGUGAAGAGUGUUAUGAAGUUGUUGAGGGAGAUAAUAUGAUGGAGAUUGGAAAAGAAUCUUCAUUUGAGUUGAAUUUUGAUUAUGAUGAUUCUCAUGAAACAUGUGAAGAGGUGAAGGAGAAGUGUGGAGAACAAAAUGAAAAUAAUGAUUAUAAUAAGGGGAAAAGAAAAAUAUCUUUGCAGCUAGAUUAUGAUGCAGUAAUCAUUGCAUGGGAUAGCCAGAAGUGUCCCUGGACUAAUGGUGACAAGCCAAUUUUGGAUGCUGAUGAGAACUGGCCCGAUUGCAUGGGAACUUUCGGAACGGAGGUUCAUUAUGCUUAUGGUGAGUUUGGUGGAUAUGGAUGUCAUCCAGUAAUGGUAGAUGGAGGCAGAGAAGCAAGGGUUUCGAGGUACAGAGAAAAGCGAAGAACAAGGUUGUUCUCAAAGAAAAUAAGGUACGAGGUUAGGAAAUUGAAUGCAGAGAAGAGACCAAGAAUGAAAGGGAGAUUUGUGAAGAGGGCUUCCUUUGCAGUUCCAACAUUUCCUUUGCUAAAAUAAAUAAGAGUUAGCAUUUGUUGGGUUACUUUACCCCUAAUCUUUUUGUAGUAUGUGCUAAAAGUAAUAAUUUGUUGCUUUAUGAGUUUGCAUUUCGUUUUACUUUAGUUUCCCACCACUUUGUAUAGAUAAACAGUUUUGUGCAACAUUUUAUUGGUUUGAGUGGAACUUUAUUCGAAUUUAUUAUGCAAGAA
This is a messenger RNA of Medicago truncatula (barrel medic), 1714 nucleotides long. RefSeq names its product zinc finger protein CONSTANS-LIKE 16. The coding region runs from base 213 to 1523 and encodes 436 amino acids. Gene Ontology annotation, molecular function: protein binding; zinc ion binding. The transcript has 2 exons. The record is from RefSeq and is a predicted model, not a curated record. Lineage: Eukaryota; Viridiplantae; Streptophyta; Magnoliopsida; Fabales; Fabaceae. Gene Ontology annotation, cellular component: nucleus. Gene Ontology annotation, biological process: regulation of DNA-templated transcription.